UGUCUAUGCAGCGAGAUGCUUAAGUCUGUUUUCUUCUUCCUCUGUGUUUAUUUUUCUCGUCUUAAUUUGUUUUUUCUACCUUCAGCCCUUUAAAUAGCUCAUACAUCUUGCAUAAACCUGUGUGUGUGACAGCAAAAAGCCAUAUAUUGCAGAAUUUUAUCAUAUGCAAUUGUGUCAGGCUGUGAAGAAAAACUGGAAGACUGUGAUGUAGCCUUCUUUGCAUGAGCACAUAGCCUAGAUUCAAGCACUAGAAAUUAAUUAUGCAUUUAAGUCAUGGUGGUGUUUAGUAAGAUCCGGAUUUCAUGCCUUUUUUGGGGCCACUUGCAUCAAAAUGACAUCAUACCGAGAAUAAGUCCCGGAAGACGGUGAAUCAUUUUAGUUUUUUCGGGAACGGAGGUAAGCAGAGUGAGAUGGCUCAGCAUUGCGAGGGUGUUUGAGUGUGUGUGUGUGUGUGUGUUUGUCAAUGUAAAAUGGCGUCUCUCGUAAGAAGCGCCCCCAGUGCAUUAUGGUUCCUGCGUCCCAGCAGAUGCCCAUAUGCUGAAUUAGAGCUUUCUCACACUCCCACCUGAACCCCCCUCUUGCGUCUAACACACACUCAGGAUUCAUGACAUCAGAGCCUGACGGCUGCGGAUCGCAUGAAUGCUGUUCUGUACCCCGUAUCUAUUCUGCUGAAGUGGAGAGAAACAAGUGUAGGGGUGGUGGGCAACAGUUUUCCCGCCUCAAAGGAUUGGAGGUGGGCAACUGGAGCGGGCUCAUUAGUUUCCCCGAUGACGGAGGGAUGAAGCCGGCCAGAAAUGGGAGGAAAAGGUAUCUGGAACGCCCCGAUGGCUCUUUGGAGUUCAACUCCACUUCCUGCAAGGAACUACGGCAAGAAAUCACAGAUGUGAAAGUACUGACCAUGGUGAAGACAUCAGAGCUGUUUGAGCGAUGGAGGAACCUGCAGGUGUGUAAGUGGGCGCAAAACAAGGAGCAGGCGGAGAACUUCAGAACGUCUCUGUCCCGUUGCUGCAAUGCCCCCUCCUUCCUGUUUACCACAAAGAGAAACACUCCCUCGGGCAGCAAACUGCGUUAUGAGGUGGAUACGAGUGGAAUCUUGCACAUCAGCCCGGAGAUCUUUAAAAUGUUCCCUGAUGACAUGCCCUAUUCCAAAUCCCAGUUUAAGAAAUGUGCCGUCAUCGGGAACGGCGGCAUCAUCAAAAACAGCAAAUGUGGACGAGAGAUUGAUGCAGCUGACUUUGUCUUCCGAUGUAAUAUUCCUCCCAUCUCAGAUAUGUACAGUGAAGAUGUGGGAUCUAAGACUGACCUUGUUACAGUAAAUCCCAGCAUUAUUACUGAGAGGUUUCAAAAGUUGGAGAAAUGGAGAAAGCCAUUUUACGACGUUCUGCGGAAUUACGAGAACUCCUCUGUGGUUUUGCCGGCGUUCUAUAACACACGGAACACAGACGUGUCGUUCCGCGUGAAGUACAUGCUGGAUGACUUCGAGUCGGCCCGCGGCGUGUUCUUCUUCCACCCGCAGUACCUGCUGAAUGUGCAGCGCUUCUGGGCCGUGCAGGGCGUCCGCGCCAAACGCCUCAGCAGCGGCCUGAUGCUGGUCACCGCCGCCAUGGAGUUAUGCGAACAAGUGCAUCUCUACGGCUUCUGGGCAUUUCCCAUGAACCCCUCCGGAAUCUUCAUAACACACCAUUACUAUGACAAUGUCAAGCCCCGCCCCGGUUUCCACGCCAUGCCGUAUGAGAUCUUCAACUUCAUGCACAUGCACGCUCGCGGCAUCGUGCACGUGCACACGGGCCCCUGCAGGUGAAACGUCCAAGCGUCUCUGCAAUCUGAUUGGUCCGUUUUGUAGAGCUCCUCCCAUUCACUGGCGCUACGGAACUCAGACUUAUGUGCGUGUGCGCGAAUCGCUGCCUUAAAGGCCAGGCGUUUUAUUACUACGUGUUUUUUCAAUAUCGUGUCGGGACAGUUGCAAAAUGGUACGUGUUUCCUGUUUGGUGAUUUUCCGUAAUGGUGUAGUAUUUGUGUAUCAGAGCAGAUAUCACGUUUUAAACUUUGUGAGGAGGUGCCAAACCAGGCGCGACACAAUAAAGCGCAACAAUCGGGUUCUGGAAGUAAAAAUUCAUUCAUUUUCUCCAUAGGAAAUUGAUUUUUAAUGGUAAAACUUUUAAGACAGACUUGUUGUGAGCGCUGAGGUUAUUAAUCGAUGGUAAAUGCUUUUGUUGAAGCCAUCUGUUCACAUUAAUUCAACUUAUUUCUAAAAUAAUC
Messenger RNA from Sinocyclocheilus rhinocerous, 2259 nucleotides. RefSeq names its product alpha-2,8-sialyltransferase 8E-like. The record is from RefSeq and is a predicted model, not a curated record. Bases 605 to 1801 code for a protein of 398 amino acids. The transcript has 8 exons. Gene Ontology annotation, molecular function: alpha-N-acetylneuraminate alpha-2,8-sialyltransferase activity. Lineage: Eukaryota; Metazoa; Chordata; Actinopteri; Cypriniformes; Cyprinidae. Gene Ontology annotation, biological process: oligosaccharide metabolic process; N-glycan processing.